GUGGCGGCGUCCAAGAUGUCGACCAAGAAUUUCAGAGUCAGUGACGGUGACUGGAUUUGCCCAGACGAAAAAUGUGGAAAUGUAAACUUUGCUAGAAGAACUAGCUGUAAUAGAUGUGGUCGAGAGAAAACAACUGAGGCUAAGAUGAUGAAAGCAGGGGGCACUGAAAUAGGAAAGACACUCGCAGAAAAGAGCCGAGGCUUAUUUAGUGCUAAUGACUGGCAGUGUAAAACUUGCAGUAACGUGAAUUGGGCCAGAAGAUCAGAGUGUAAUAUGUGUAAUACUCCAAAGUAUGCUAAACUGGAAGAAAGAACAGGAUAUGGUGGUGGUUUUAAUGAAAGAGAAAAUGUUGAAUACAUAGAAAGAGAAGAAUCUGAUGGUGAAUAUGAUGAGUUUGGACGUAAGAAGAAAAAAUACAGAGGGAAGGCAGUUGGUCCUGCAUCUAUUUUAAAGGAAGUUGAAGAUAAAGAGUCUAAGGAAGAAGUAGAGGAUGAGGAUGAAGAUCUUUCUAAAUAUAAAUUAGAUGAGGAUGAGGAUGAAGAUGAUGCUGAUCUCUCAAAAUAUAAUCUUGAUGCCAGUGAAGAAGAAGAUAGUAAUAAAAAGAAAUCUAACAGACGAAGUUGCUCAAAGUCUCGGUCUUCACACUCACGAUCUUCGUCACGCUCAUUCCCCUCCAGUUCAAGGUCCAGGUCCAGGUCGCGUUCAAGAAGUUCUUCCAGUUCGCAGUCAAGAUCUCGUUCCAGUUCCAGAGAACGUUCGCGAUCUCGUGGGUCGAAAUCAAGAUCCAGCUCCAGGUCCCACAGGGGUUCUUCUUCCCCAUGAAAAAGAUCUUACUCAAGUUCAUCAUCAUCUCCUGAGAGGAACAGAAAGAGAAGUCGUUCUAGGUCUUCUUCAUCUGGUGAUCGAAAAAAAAGACGAACAAGAUCACGGUCACCUGAAAGCCAGGUGAUUGGUGAAAACACUAAACAACCCUGAGCCCAGGGCCAACUGCUCGGAACACCACUACUUUACCCAGGCACCACAGGUCACCUUCUG
This is a messenger RNA of Budorcas taxicolor (takin), 1035 nucleotides long. Its product is annotated as zinc finger Ran-binding domain-containing protein 2-like. The record is from RefSeq and is a predicted model, not a curated record. Gene Ontology annotation, molecular function: RNA binding; lipopolysaccharide binding. Lineage: Eukaryota; Metazoa; Chordata; Mammalia; Artiodactyla; Bovidae. Gene Ontology annotation, biological process: RNA processing.